Molecule: messenger RNA, 2504 nt
Organism: Mesocricetus auratus (golden hamster)
Lineage: Eukaryota; Metazoa; Chordata; Mammalia; Rodentia; Cricetidae
Gene: Ccdc89
Product: coiled-coil domain containing 89
Exons: 1
Coding region: 94-1206 (370 amino acids)
Source: RefSeq, a predicted model, not a curated record
AAACCAACUGCUGGAGCGUGCCAAGAGUCCAUAGCAACGCCCUUUUGAAAUCAGAGUGGGAAAGGCUGAAGCCAGCUCUCAGGCAGAGCGUCUAUGCCUCAGGACGGGCAGACGCUUAGGAUGGAUACCCCAAGCCCGGAUGAACCCCUAGGAAAGCAAAACGAAAACCUGCAAGACCAGGAUGAGGAAUUGGGGUUUAAGGAAAUGGAUGGUCUGAGAGAAGCUUUGGCCAACCUUAGGGGACUGUCUGAGGAAGAGAAGGGCGAGAAGGCAAUGCUCCGCUCCCGCAUCCAAGAGCAAUCCCAGCUCAUCUGCAUCCUGAAACGCAGAGCCGAUGAGGCUCUGGAACGCUGCCAGAUCCUGGAACUGCUCAACACCGAGCUGGAGGAGAAGAGGAUGCAGGAGAUGGAGACGAUGAAGGCCCAGAGUGAGCACGUACAAAAGCUGGAGGGUCGCUUUAUGACCCUGGCAGCCAACCACGAGCUGAUGAUCCGCUUCAAGGACGAGCACAAGAAUGAAAACCUCAAGCUGAAAGAGGAGAAUGAGAAGCUGAAGCAGGAGAAUAGCAACCUCUUCAGUCAGGCUCUGAAAGACCGGGAGGCCAAGAUACUGCAGCUCACUGCACACAACAAGGCCCUGGCGGAGGAACUAGAGGUCUUGAAACAGAGGUGUGCACUCGAUGCCAGCCAGGCUCAGGCCCGAGAGAAGGAACUGCUGGGUCUACAGAGCCAGCAGGCCUGCGCCCAUGCCAAGGAGACAGAGCAGCUGCUCAGCCAGCUGCAGAGCCUCAAGCAGCUACACCGGCAGGCCACCGACCAGAUGGCGAAGGACCAGGAGGCGCAUAGCAGCCUGAGCCAGGAGCUACAGACCAGGCUGCAGACUGUCACACGUGAGAAAGAGGAGCUGCUGCAGCUGUCCAUGGAGAGGGGCAAGGUGCUCCAGAACAAACAGGCGGAGAUCCGCCAGCUUGAGGAGAAAUUGGAGACAGCAGCCAUGGCCAAGAAGCAUGCACUGGAACGCUUCGAGCAGGAGGCAGUGGCGGUUGAUAGCAACUUGAGAGUCCGCGAGCUUCAGCGCAAGGUAGAUGGGAUCCAAAAGGCUUAUGAUGAGCUGCGUCUUCAAUCGGAAGCCUUCAAAAAGCACAGCCUGGAUCUUUUAAGCAAGGAAAGAGAACUUAAUGCCAAACUCCGCCAUCUCUUUCCAUAAGGGAAAUUCAGCUUCCUGUUGCCUCCAGUGACUACUUCAGAUAUUUGUGUCUUAACAUUACGGCAAAAGCAAAGUUAAUUUACUAUACUUUUAAGUACAAAACCACUUUCCUAUGACGUUGUUGUUACUACUGUUGUAAAAUUAAUAUUAAUGUUCAGUUCUACCACCUAGAAUACAUUUAAAAUUAACCAGAGUCCCCGCUGUGCCUUUGAAAUUUUCUUCAGAUUAACUGUAUCUUCUACCUCAUAAUUUACUCAUCUCCAACCUCAGAUAUCUUCUUAUAGCUUUAGAUUUAGGAUUUCAAGGAUCCUAAAAUGAAUCUGCUGUCAUGAAAAAAGGAAAACGUAGCCCCAUUAGCCAUUGCAGAGAGUUAAGCUUAUUGUGGGUGUUACUGUAGCUGAGCUCAUAAGCAGAUGUCAGCCUGGUUCCCAGCAAAGAGUGUGAUUUGAUCUGGUUUUGCUUUUACUUGGCAAACCAACAGUUUGAUCACUCAUUUGUUCAACCAAAGUAUAAAAGCCAGCUCUGUUACACUCAUUCUAUUGAGCAUUAAGAGUCACGCUGGUUGAGUCAACCAAUUUUAGUAUUUCCAGCACGUUUAGCUCACUUCCGCGUUCUUGGUUUUCUUCUUAGUGACAGAAAAGAUUUAGAUGUGCUGUAUUGAGAUUCGCAGUGGUUUCAUUUUCUAUUGUACAAUGUGCUAGUAGACAAAAGUACCUCAAUUUAAGGCAGGCAGUCAUUGCAGAUCAGGUUUGUUUUUACAGUAACUUAUAUAUUGUUUUCUGCUUCUGUCAAUACAUUCUCUUGUAAUUAAAUUUGCAUUUUAAAAGUCUAAGCUGAAUGUGUACAUAUAUAUACAUAUACACUUAUGGAUUUUGUAGGAAUAAUUUAUUUUUGUAGAAAAAGUUAUUUAACAUGACAGUUAAAUGUAGACUUCUGUAAAAUUCUCAAAGAAGUCUUCAAGUUAAUUACCAAAAUAUAAUUUAUUUCUCUAUUUCUCCUAUAUUUAAUCAGUUUAUGUAUGCAAUUAUGAAUACCUGUAAGAUAGAUUAUAAUAUAGUAAAUUUUCCCAUUCAUUUGGUGACAAGAACACCAAGAGUUACAUAGGGAGUUUUAUACACUAAAAAGCUGUUACUUAUGGCUUUCUUUUUACUUGUUGUUGUUGGUUUUGAGACAGAGAAAUUUAUCCCAGGUUGCCUUUGAAUUCACCCUGUAGCCAAUAUCACUAUGUAAAUGAAGACAGAAGAAAGGGAAUGUGUAAUUCCUGUGUAUCAAAGAUUUUCCUUAAAUAAUUUUUUAUA